AUGCGCGGUGCGUUUGGCCAGGCGCUGCCUUUGCCUCAGGCCCCGCCACCUGCCCCCGGCUUCCCUCCGGGACGAGUAACCAACCCUCUGUGUGGCUCCGGCGUUACUGCCUCGCUGAGCGCGGAGGAGAGGGAGAAGGUGCGGGCGGCCGCCCGGCAUGGGGGCGAGGUGGAGGGGGCGGAGGAGCUGCUGCGGGCCGUGGAGCGGGGCCCCCGCGGGUGCGGCUGGUUCCACGAGUUCCUGCAGGCGCUGCAGCACGGCGGCUGCACCCUGGCCGCCUGCUACGUGAACCCCAGCCUCAGCCAGCUGCCCUCGCCGGCCGAGGAGGCCGACCACGACCUCUGCGUGCACUUGGUGCAGCUGCUCCACAGCACACUGGUGGAUAGAAUGCAGACCAUGCAGGUGGCCGAGAAGUGCCUAGAGAUGGGCAUCUUCCAGGACGAGGACAUGGAUCAGAUCCACACUGUUACUGACAAUCGUGGGAACAGAGAGGGUGCAAGGGAGCUAUUGAGCAGAAUAGUGCAGAAGAAAGAUUGGUUCUCUCCUUUUUUGAUUGCUUUGCGUGAAACCCAACAUGGAGGCCUUGCAGAUGAUUUAUGUGGAAAUACAGGAGGAACAGAGAAUAGACAAAAUGAGGUGAAGAACUGUACAAACGAAGAAACAGAAGUUGCAAGCCAACCAGGAUAUGCUGUAGUAGAGGAGUUGAAACAGCAUGAAAAUGUGAAUGAUAGUUUCAUCAGUGAAAACAAUGUAUUGGAAACAUCUGUUGGAAAGAGUUCUGUAGUUUCAGAGUCAGAUGUCUCCAUAGGAGAUGGAAGUGUCAGUAACUUGGAUGAAAACCUGGGACAGAGCUGCACAACCAGUGAUACAGAUGAAGAUGAAGUGGAGAGCAGAGCUUCACCUGAGCCAGAUCUGAUCCUGAGAGAUUACCAGAUGGAAGUUGCAAAGCCAGCACUGAAUGGGGAGAAUAUUAUCAUAUGUCUCCCUACAGGCAGUGGUAAAACCAGAGUGGCUGUUUACAUUACCAAAGAUCACUUGGAUAAGAAGAAAAUUGCAUCAGAGCCUGGCAAAGUUAUAGUACUUGUUAAUAAGGUACCACUGGUAGAACAACAUUUACGAAAGGAGUUUAAUCCAUUCCUGAAGCGUUGGUAUCAGGUUAUUGGUUUAAGUGGUGAUUCUCAGCUGAAAAUCUCAUUUCCUGAAGUUCUCAGAAGAAAUGAUGUCAUCAUCAGUACAGCACAGAUCCUUGAGAAUUCACUGUUAAAUGCAGCCAAAGAAGACGAAGAAGGUGUCCACCUAUCAGAUUUUUCACUUAUCAUUAUUGAUGAGUGUCAUCACACUCAAAAGGAAGGUGUCUACAACAAUAUAAUGCGACGAUACUUAAAAGAAAAGAUGAAGAACAGGAAGCUGGCAAAAGAAAACAAACCACUGAUCCCGCAGCCUCAGAUUCUGGGACUUACAGCCUCACCUGGUGUAGGAGGUGCAACAUCCUACUCAAAAGCUGAAGAACAUAUUCUGAAAAUCUGUGCCAAUCUGGAUGCAUGUAGAAUCAUGACUGUUGAAGAGCAUGCAUCCCAGCUGAAGAAUCAGGUGAAGGAACCAUAUAAGAAGACUGUGAUUGCAGAUGAUGAGAGAAGGGAUCCAUUUAGAGAGAGAAUUACUGAGAUCAUGACAAGCAUUCAAAACUAUUGCCAGCUCCAUCCAAAAUCUGAGUUUGGAACUCAGCCAUAUGAACAGUGGGUGAUCAGAGAAGAGAGGAAAGCUGCAAAAGAAGAAAAACGCAAGGAACGUGUCUGUGCAGAGCACUUGAAGAAAUACAAUGAUGCUCUCCAGAUAAAUGACACCAUCCGAAUGGUGGAUGCAUACAAUCACCUAAAUAACUUUUAUAAGGAGGAGAAAAGUAAGAAGAUGGUAAGGAGUGAUGAUGAUGAUGAUGAUGAACCAGCAGUAUCAAAACAUGAUGAAACAGAUGAAUUUCUAAUAGGUUUAUUUCAUGCAAAAAAGAAACAGCUGAAAGAGUUGGCUAGAAAACCAGAAUAUGAAAAUGAGAAGUUAAUACAGUUGCGAAACACUUUAAUGGAGGAGUUCACGAAGACUGAAGAACCUAGAGGAAUUAUUUUCACAAAGACUCGGCUAAGUGCUUUUGCUCUAUUCCAGUGGAUUAAGGAUAACCCCAAAUUUGAAGAAGUGGGAAUUAAGGCCCAUUAUCUUAUUGGUGCUGGACAUAAGAGUGAAAUUAAACCCAUGACUCAGAAUGAGCAAAGGGAAGUUAUUGAUAAAUUCCGAGGUGGAAAUGUAAAUUUACUUAUUGCUACUACUGUAGCUGAGGAAGGCCUAGACAUCAAAGAGUGUAACAUUGUUAUUCGCUAUGGCCUUGUCACCAAUGAAAUUGCUAUGGUGCAGGCUCGUGGUCGAGCUCGAGCUGAUGAGAGCACCUAUGCACUUGUGGCUUCAAGUGGCUCAGGAGCUGUUGAACGUGAAGAUGUUAAUAUUUUCCGUGAGAAAAUGAUGUAUAAGGCCAUUCAGCGUGUCCAGAAGAUGCCUCAGGAAGAGUAUUUAAAUAAGAUUCACAAUUUCCAGUUGCAAAGUAUAGUAGAAAAAAAAAUGAAGGCAAAGAGAGAUCAGUGCAAGACAUACAAGAAAAAUCCUUCACUAAUAACAUUCUUAUGCAAAAAUUGCCACAAGCUGGUAUGUUCUGGAGAAGACAUACAAGUUAUUGAAAAGAUGCAUCAUAUCAGUGUGAAAAAAGACUUCAAAAGUCUUUACCAUACAAGAGAAAAUAAGACACUGCAAGAUAAACAUGCCGAUUACCAGACCAAUGGAGAAAUUAUAUGUAAAGAUUGUGGACAAGCUUGGGGAAAUAUGAUGGUUCACCGAGGUCUUGACCUGCCUUGUCUAAAGAUUAGAAAUUUUGUGGUUGUGUUUGAAGACAAGAAAACAACAAAGCAAAUUUUUAAGAAAUGGGGAGAACUGCCCAUCAUGUUCCCUAGUUUUGAUUAUGCAGCUCAUUAUCCUUCAAGUGAUGAAGAUUAAGGACUUAGAAUGAAAAUAAAAUCCCUUUUCAGCUUUUCUCUGACUGCUGAUUUAGAAGCUGCUGUGUCCCAUAGAGAGUGCUGCAUCAUAAACACUGUGAAAGCUCCUGGGCAGAAGGAAACUGUCUUGAAGAGGAAAUGGACCCAAGGAAGGAGAAAGAUACAGUCACACGGCUGCAGUCUGCACACAGAUUUGCAGUGGUACUCUAGCACAAAGAAAAUUACUAAAUACAUUGCAGUCAUGUGUAUCCAUGGAACAGAUUCCCAGCUCUGCUCACUACAGUCCAUCAUAGGGUGACAACAUUGUCAAAAGUGUGUUACGUGACCUGUGGUCAAGCACAGGAUAUAGGACAGACAUCUUGAAACAUGCCAUGAUGACGAUUUUCUGGUUUACUUCCUGCUAUAACCCUUUUGAUGAUACAGUGUCUCAACAGAGAAGCCAUGUAAAGAGAACAGAUCAGCUGAGUAUUAUUUCUGAAUCAUUGUUGCUUUGUCAGUGUUUUCCUGACUGAGUUCUUCCCCUCUUAUCUUUAGCUGUAAGCUCAUACAUUUUCACAGACUAAAAUUAAGUUUCCAUUAAAAGCCAUUUCAAAAAAUAAAGCCCUUAACCUGACUCGAAAUUGAUUAUUUUAAUGUCCAAGAAGCACAAUGCUAAGUGACUUCCUGUGUGUUAGUUUCAUAGGAUUGUUAAACUGGCUAUAUAAUGAAGUAUGUAUAUUUUUAAUAAAUUAUUACAACAAUUAACCUUUGAAAACUGUGAUAUUUUUAUUGUCUUUCACUAUAAGUGGUGUGACAAUAAUAAUAAUACCACACUUUUACCCUAGAAAUUUAAAGGAUAGUGGUAUUCUGAUUGAAAAAAUAGCAUAAUGUGUCCCCAUAUUUAUCUCAUUGACAGAUUUUUUUUUUCCCCUCUAUUUGCAAGUAAGAUAUUAGAGAGUGGAAAGAAGGUCUGUUUGUUGUUACAACAGUCAGCUUUGCAAAUUUAGGAUAAAGUAUUGUGUUUACUGGCAUGGACAUGUAAACAUUUCAGUAGCCCCAGGUAAAAUUUCUAAGUUACAACAUAGCUGAAAAGUAUAUCCCAGCAAAAAAAAAGAAUCUUGUUAUGUCUAGAUCUGUAAUUGCUCUACAUUUUUAAAAGAAAUAUAAAUACUGUGCACAUUCUUGUAAAUCACAUUUGAUUUAAGGUUUGCAUCAAGACAAGAUUUUUUUUUUUUUUUCCCCACAUUUCUGGCCUUUCUUCAGAGGGAGGGGAAAACAAAUUUCUGACUGACAAGAGCAGCACGUUUCAGAUAUCACCAAACUGAUACAGGCAAUUUUGGGAUUAGCUACUUACUUAUAAACAAAUUAAAGUAUUAUGAAAUAAAUAUGCACACUGAUGAGUUUUCACUAGAGCAGUUUUGUAGAUUAGAAUGUGCUUAAACUACAUGAAUUGUAGUUUAUUUAUAGAUUGAAAUUAUUCCACAAUGGUGAUUUAUAACAAUAAACUACCACCUUAGGACUCUAAAAAAAAAUCAGGCAUAUUGAGAGUUAAGAGAUUAUAAUAUAUGCAAAGAUGUUUCAAGACACAGCAAUUCCACAUGUAUUUUUGAAUAAUACAACUAAAAUAGGAAAGACUACUGGGAGAUAGAGCGUGUAAAUGGCUUGUACUGUAUGUGUUUUCUAUUUGUGUAUAUCUUUAUAUAAUGCUAUUCUUACCUCUGUGUAUUGUGCAGGGCAGAACAAAUGUGAAACCUUCACCAAUUACUUUAUUCAGCAUUAAAUACUUAAUUAGCUGAAAAAAUUAAACAAUUCCCUUCAUCUGUAGUUCUCAGAAACUCUAAGUUACUCUCUUUCUUGUAGUAUUUUACUUAAUACGGAAGCUUUUGGCUACUUCUGGAAUCUGCUGAUUUUGCAUUAAGUGCAGGAUAAAUUUUACACUUGUUACACAUUGAUCUGAGAAUCUGACUAUUUAAAAAUGUUGGAGAUUGAUCAUACGAUUGCAAUUUAAGAUGUAUUUUGUUCAUGUGCUCAGUAUCUGAUAAGAUGCUCUGAAAUAUACUAAAUUAUUUGAAUAGUCUUUCUGGGUAAAUAAUUAUCAUCCAGAACAUCUCUGGAUUUCUGUAUUAAUGAGUUGCUACAAUUAUGUAAAUAUAACAUAAUACACUGUACACAGCAUUUUCAAGUGCAUUUAUUCAGUACUUUAAAGAAGUAUAAAACCCUGGUAGAAAAAUUAUAUCAUUAUACAGAUUACUGCUGGGUCCUCAAUCAAAUAAUUUUCCAUGCUGAGUAAAUUUUCUGAAAUUCGAGUUUUUGAUACUUCCCUUUAUUGAAGCAACAAGAGUCUGUGCAGCUGGAUUUCUUUGUUCUCUUAUAGUUGAGUUCAACAGGGCCGUAUCACAAACACGUGUGAGCUUCUUGUGGUUCACUUGUGUGCUGCUGUUAUCCUCCCAGUUCCUAGCGUGACUCAGCCACAGUCACCAAAGCUUAAAGAGUGUUUGCACAAUCUCACUUCAGCAUAAUGUGUAAUGAACCUCAAAUAAAUCCUGCUGGUGUGUAGGAUAAGGAAUUUCCACUUCAAGCUAUUGUCUCUGAAUGGGGUUGUAAAACGUGCCUAUAUUGUUCAUCCAGGAAGUGUGAAGUUGUAAAAAACAAGCUAAAUUGCCAUAUUUUAUCUGCUAGUUACUUCUGCAUUUAUUGCCUUUAUGGACCCAAAGCCCUCCAGGGAGUGUGACAAAUCCUGAUUAUAUUUUGUACUUACAGCUUUUAUUUGUUCACAAAUGUGGAAAGAAGAAAAAACUAUUAGUCACUGGGGAUUUGUCUAGCUAUGUGUGUGCCUACUUAAGACCUGGUUCAGCUUUAGUUGCAUUUUCAUUAUUCUAUCUAUUUUUGGUCUGAUGUCAUGCACAACCUACUCUGUAAGUCUACAUUUCCUCAUCUGGGAAGCAUAAAUACUUUAGUAACCGUGGAGUAGUUGCAUAACUGGUUGGAUAGUUGCUGAAUAAACUGAGUAUGUUUUCUUUUCCAUAAUUUGUCCAUUUCUCCAACAGAUUCACCCUCUUUCUAGCUUGCUUACAUUUUUAGUUCUAUCUUCAUUAUGGGGUUCUGAUGUUACAGAAGUUAGGAAGAGCUUUGGCUGUUGAAAGAAUUACUGGUUUGCUUCUCCACUGGUACUAGUACAAACAGUCCAGAGAGGGGAGUUCAGGUGUUAGGAGCAAUAGAUCUACAAAGCUUGUAAAGAUCGUUCUCUACCAGGUAGAUUUUAUUUUGCUUCUAAUGCUGCAACCUUUGUGAAUCUUACGACAGUACAUGUCUAAAUAAUUAGACUUCCAAAAUAGAAAAAUAUAUAGCAUGCAGCAUAUAGUCUUUUUGCAGUCUUUUAUAUCAUGUGAGUUUGAAUAAUUUCCUUUGAGGCAUUCUUUAAAUAUGUAUUCAUUACAGGAAGCUGCAUAU
Messenger RNA from Athene cunicularia (burrowing owl), 6461 nucleotides. RefSeq names its product interferon induced with helicase C domain 1 (gene IFIH1). Gene Ontology annotation, cellular component: cytoplasm. Gene Ontology annotation, molecular function: hydrolase activity; double-stranded RNA binding; zinc ion binding. The coding region runs from base 1 to 3033 and encodes 1010 amino acids. The transcript has 17 exons. The record is from RefSeq and is a predicted model, not a curated record. Gene Ontology annotation, biological process: innate immune response; response to virus; positive regulation of interferon-beta production. Lineage: Eukaryota; Metazoa; Chordata; Aves; Strigiformes; Strigidae.